GCGAUGUGCAAGUCUUUGGUACUCAUUUUCAUGCACCACGGUUUACAGCACAGGAAUUAAGAAGGCAACAAAUGAUUUUGGAGUUAAAGAGACGUGCAAUGCGAAGCAAUGAGCCUCCAAAUGAAAUAUUUAAUGCAGUUUCUCAGGAACAUUGAAGAAUUACCAGCUGUAAUACUCGAUGAUGCAGGUGGAAUAGAACCUUUAAAUGGUCCUCCUGGAAUUUAUGAACGGAUUGAAAUUAUUGACUUUGAUGGUGAUGAGGUUGCUGAUGAAGAUGAAGUGACUUGUGUUUAUUGUCUUACUAAUCGUCCGAAGGUGGCGGUGGUCCCGUGUAAUCAUCUAUGCCUGUGUCUUCGCUGUAAUUUUGGCCGGGAAUUACAGGAUGCUGAGCAUUUGAGAAGAAAUGAAUUUUAUCAACCUUUGUGUCCUUUAUGUCGAGGCUCAUUCCGUUCAGCAAGACAAACGUAAUCUAAUAAAACAAUAAAACAAACAGUACCCCCCACUUUUUACAAAUAUACAAUGACUUUCA
Messenger RNA from Microplitis demolitor, 529 nucleotides. RefSeq lists its product as uncharacterized. The record is from RefSeq and is a predicted model, not a curated record. NCBI's taxonomy places the organism in Eukaryota, Metazoa, Arthropoda, Insecta, Hymenoptera, Braconidae. The coding region runs from base 109 to 468 and encodes 119 amino acids. The transcript has 2 exons.